CUGUCAAUGUGUCAACAAGUCGAUGUCCGUGAUCCUACAUUUUUAUCACUAAAACCAAAAAGAAAGUAAUUUCUUAAUAGUUUUAACCUUAAUUUCCUAUUAUUGUUCGUAUUCAGAAGAGCUGAAAUAAGGAAACAAAGGUUUUACAAAUAUUAAUUAUAAAGGAUACGUGGAUAUAAAAUGACAUUCAUACCUAGUUGGGAAGAAUUUGAAAGGUCUGCAGAAAUGUUGUAUUUGCGGGAUCCAAUUAACACACGAUACAGCAUGAAGUAUUCCCAUUCGAAGGGGGCAUUUCUUGUUAAAAUUACAGAUAAUAAAAAGUGUCUCCAAUACAAAACAGAAGUCCAGCAAGAUGUCAGGAAAAUAGACAAGUUUAUUUCAAACUUAAUGAGACAUAUGGCAUCUAAUGAUAAAUAAAAAAAUAAGGAUUGAAA
Leguminivora glycinivorella is the source of this 434-nucleotide messenger RNA. It is a transcript of the gene Srp9, whose product is annotated as signal recognition particle 9 kDa protein. Gene Ontology annotation, cellular component: signal recognition particle, endoplasmic reticulum targeting. Lineage: Eukaryota; Metazoa; Arthropoda; Insecta; Lepidoptera; Tortricidae. The record is from RefSeq and is a predicted model, not a curated record. Gene Ontology annotation, molecular function: 7S RNA binding. The transcript is spliced from 2 exons. The coding region runs from base 181 to 417 and encodes 78 amino acids. Gene Ontology annotation, biological process: SRP-dependent cotranslational protein targeting to membrane; negative regulation of translational elongation.